AUGGGGGAGCAAAAAGAGAACGUCCCGCAGCCGCCACUGACAGAGAGGGAAGAAAAAACGGCCGCCCGCACUUCGAGCCCGCCCGGGAAGCAGCGCUGUAGGUUUGAUGGUCAAGAAGACAAUAAACAGAAAUCCACGUCCAGCUCAAGUGACUUCAGUGACCCAGUAUACAAAGAAAUUUCUUUGACAAACGGCUUUAUCAAUAGAAUGAGUAGAGAUGAACUUAGAGCUAAACUUGCUGAAUUCAAGCUGGACACCAGGGGGGUGAAAGAUGUCUUGAAGAAGAGGCUGAAAAACCACUAUAAGAAAGAGAAAUUGAUGCACAAACAGCCCGUCGAUGGAGAGAAUUACUACGACUACAUCUGCAUUAUUGACUUUGAAGCCACCUGCAAGGAAGGCAACCAGGCUGAAUUUACGCAUGAGAUCAUAGAAUUUCCUAUUGUCUUAUUGAAUACUCAGACUCUGGAAAUAGAGGACACAUUUCAACGAUACGUGAAACCAGAGAUUAAUCCUCAGCUUUCCGAUUUCUGCGUUAAUUUGACAGGAAUCUCUCAGGACCUUGUAGACAAAGCAGAUGAAUUUCCUGUGGUUCUCCAACAUGCCAUCGAUUGGAUGAAACAGAAGGAACUGGGAAGCACCUACAAUUAUUCCAUAUUAACUGACGGAUCUUGGGAUAUGAGCAAAUUUUUGAAUAUCCAGUGUCGCGUCAGCCGUCUGAGAUAUCCUUCUUUUGCGAAGAAGUGGAUCAACAUCCGCAAAUCCUAUGGGAACUUUUACAAGGUUCCCAGAAACCAGACCAAACUGUCAACCAUGCUUGAAAUGCUGGGCAUGGACUACGACGGGCGGCCCCACAGUGGGCUCGACGAUUCGAAGAACAUCGCGCGGAUAGCUGCACGGAUGCUUUGCGACGGAUGUGAGCUCCGGGUGAACGAGCGGCUGCACGGGGGGCUCCUGCUGACGGUCUCCUCCUCCGUCCCGCUAGAGGGAGCUCCUGCCCCACAGAUGCCCAAGCCCAGAUAAAGAGGAAAAAUCGAGUUCUGCUGUGUUUUGGAUACUA
Messenger RNA from Euleptes europaea (tarantolino), 1057 nucleotides. It is a transcript of the gene ERI1, whose product is annotated as exoribonuclease 1. The transcript has 7 exons. Gene Ontology annotation, cellular component: nucleolus; cytoplasm. Bases 1 to 1020 code for a protein of 339 amino acids. Gene Ontology annotation, biological process: exonucleolytic trimming to generate mature 3'-end of 5.8S rRNA from tricistronic rRNA transcript (SSU-rRNA, 5.8S rRNA, LSU-rRNA). NCBI's taxonomy places the organism in Eukaryota, Metazoa, Chordata, Lepidosauria, Squamata, Sphaerodactylidae. The record is from RefSeq and is a predicted model, not a curated record. Gene Ontology annotation, molecular function: 3'-5'-RNA exonuclease activity; nucleic acid binding.